Molecule: messenger RNA, 1668 nt
Organism: Phaedon cochleariae (mustard beetle)
Lineage: Eukaryota; Metazoa; Arthropoda; Insecta; Coleoptera; Chrysomelidae
Source: the annotation of a GenBank genome assembly
GAAUCCAAACUUCAAGAAAAGAUAAACGUGUUUAGUUUUGAUUUCUCAAAUGAUUUGAUUUACUUCAGUGCACGAAAAUGGAGUAUAUUCAAGAAGACGUUAUUGGAGAACCACCAAAGAACAUAAUAUUAUGUUGCGAGUGUGGUAUUGGAAUAGAACCAAAUCCUGCCAACAUGUGUGUAGCAUGCCUACGAUCGCAAAUCGACAUAUCUGAGGGCAUUCCAAAGCAAGCAACCCUACACUUUUGCAGGGGAUGCGAACGCUAUCUGCAGCCACCUAUAGAUUGGGUCCAGUGCUCCUUGGAGUCCAGGGAACUGUUGUCUUUGUGUCUCAAGAAGCUGAAGGGGCUCAACAGGGUGAAGCUCAUUGAUGCCUCCUUCGUGUGGACUGAGCCACACUCUAAAAGAAUAAAGGUCAAGCUGACUGUUCAUGGGGAAGUUGUUGGAGGAGCAGUACUGGAACAAAUAUUUGUUGUUGAAUAUACUAUUGCCCAUCAAAUGUGUGAUGACUGUCAUAGGUCAGAGGCACAAAAUUUUUGGAGGGCAUCUGUUCAGGUUAGACAGAAGGCUGAAAACAAAAAGUCUUUCUACUACCUUGAACAGCUCAUUUUGAAACAUAAAGCACAUGAAAAUACUUUGGGAAUCAAACCUGUGCAUGGUGGUUUGGAUUUCUUCUAUACUACAGAAGCCCAUGCCAGGAAAAUGGUUGAUUUUUUGUGUGCCUGUUUACCUUGUAAAUAUCAGCACUCAAAAAAAUUGAUGUCUCAUGAUAUUCACAGUAAUGUGUACAAUUACAAGUUCACUUACUCUGUGGAAGUCAUCCCAGUUUCUAAGGAUAGUGUCAUAUGUCUUCCCAAAAAAUUGACUCAGCAACUGGGUGGCAUUUCACCAAUUUGUUUGGUGUAUAGAGUAACCAAUUCUGUACAUCUCAUUGAUCCUUCUUCAGCACAAAUCGCUGAGGUAAAUGCUACCACGUACUGGCGCUACCCCUUCGGAUCGGUUUGCAACCCCAAGCAACUGGUGGAGUACAUCGUGAUGGACAUCGAACCCAUCAAAGACAAAGAAAGGAAAUGUUUUCCCGGGCAGGGGGCUAUUUCCACGCGGCACGUAUUGGCGGACAUUUGGGUCGUGAGGGCAUCAGAGCUAGGCAUCACUGAAAAUACGAUACACACUAGGACCCAUUUGGGGCACGUCUUGAAACCAGGAGAUUCUGUCAUGGGGUACAACUUAGAAGACAGCAAUAUAAACGAUAUGAACUUCGAAAAACUGGACAAAUCAAAUAUCCCAGAAGUGAUACUAGUAAAGAAACAUUAUGCUGAUAGAUCAUUCAGAAGGAGACAAAGAAUUUGGAAACUCAAGAGACUAGCUGAGGAUGAUACUGCAUUCGAUCCUGAUGCAAAAGACUUCCAUGAAUUUUUGGAUGAUCUGGAAGAGGAUCCAGCUCUCCGACAAAACAUCAACAUUUUCAAGGAUAAAUCUAAGCAGAUUCCUGUUGAUACUCUCGAUGUCGAUUACGAUGAGAACGUACCACAAAUCACUCUAGAAGAAAUGUUAGAUGACUUGGUUAUAGAUGAUGUCGAAAUGGAAGAAACUGUUGAAUAAUAUAUUAAUUGAUGAUGACAUAUUAUGUUUUAUAUCAAUUUACAUAUUAAUAUAAAGGUAUAAUAGG